Trypanosoma cruzi is the source of this 1218-nucleotide messenger RNA. RefSeq lists its product as uncharacterized. Lineage: Eukaryota; Euglenozoa; Kinetoplastea; Trypanosomatida; Trypanosomatidae. Gene Ontology annotation, molecular function: calcium ion binding. Bases 1 to 1218 code for a protein of 405 amino acids. The record is from RefSeq and is a predicted model, not a curated record. The transcript has a single exon.
AUGCAGCGUGAGUCACUCGGCUUCCAAGAUUUAGUUCCGGAUGAACGGAAUCAGCAGCCGCAGCUGCAGCCCAGAAAUGCAGACACUUUUUCGAAGCCAAGGCGGCCCCUGACCGAGGACGAGGUGUUACGGCUUGCGCAACGCUACUUUAUCUCCCCAGCGGUUGCGAAGGAGGCGUAUGAGGUUUUUGGGCGUUACACUGCGAUGGAAGAGCAACGGCGAGGACGCAUGAAUAGUUCCACGAUGCCUUACGGCAGAUUAACGUUGACGGCCACAAAACUGCCUAUGAUGGCUCUGCCGGAGGUUACGGAACGCUGCUUGUCGGGUAACUUGGAAGUUCCAGAAGAAAAGGACUCUGCUGUUGCGAAGGAGAAGGAGAAGAAAGGCGGAGGUGAGGACGAUGGAGUAACAGCGUGGGAACCAGACACGGUAAGCAUGAAGAGUACGCUUUGCGGUGAAGUGAAGGGACAGCAGCAGCAGCAGCAGCAGCAGCACCAGCAGAAGAAAGAAGAGGAGGAUAAGAGGGAGGGAGCACAAAACAACGAGUCCGAAAAGGAAUCAAAAGAGGUGAUGGAGGAGACAUUAGGAAUCGAGGGGCUGCAGCAGUUCUUCAACGACUUGGGAAUACGCAUGUCGGCGCUGGAGGUGUCGGACAUGGUGCACGACCUUAAUGAUGAGCCUAUCGAUUAUGUCCUGCGGCUGCGCGCGAUGGAAGCGGCGGCGGCAGAGUCGCAGGCUGUAGCGGCAGGAAGUUCUUCGGCUGGGCAGGGUCAGACGAGGAGGUCCCCGUUGUCAUCCAAAGCCGGGUCAAGUCGUCGAAGGGGCAACUCGAAAGUGGAUUUGAGUAGUGGUAAAGAAACGAAGCUUUCAGCACCUCUAGUCAAGGAUUCUUCGAUGGAGGGUGUAACGUUCUCUCAAUUUCUCUUUAUUCUCUCUCACAUACGGUUAGAGAGGGAAGAGAGUGCGGAGAUGAAAGAAUGUGAAAUGCGUGAUCUAUUCCAUCUCUUGGAUACGGAUGGGGAUGGAGCCAUCACGGUGAGGGACAUACAGACGGUCGUACAACGUUUGAUAGAUGAGGAGGUUUUAGCGGAUGAUCGUGACAUUCAACAACUCUCAGAGAUGAAUACAAUUGAGCUUGAGGCAGCACUGAUGGAGUGUGACGUGGAUGACGAUGGUUAUUUUACACUGGAGGACAUGUAUGGUGUUUUGCAGCCAUAA